AUCCAGUCUCGAACCCGACAACCUCGAGCGAGCAUUCGCGAUUUUGAGCGUGGAACGCGGUAACGACAACGACGGAUCGGCAACACGCGCGCGCGCAAUUUGUUAUUACACAAAGCUCCAUUUUUCUCACGGUCGGUGAGCUGCCCGGUAACGUCGGGGAUCGUUACCUCCGGACUAACGCGUAAUCGAGGAAGCAAGGAUCAUCUUUUUCCGUAGCGAAUGUCGGGCGAAUCUAUGGAUAAAUUCAAAGUGGAAUGCGUAAAGAUACACGUGCAACCGACGCAGAAUUCUCAUCACAAUGCGCAAACAAAUGACAAACAAGUGCCUAUAAAUUAUCCUGAGUUAGUUCAGCAGUCGCGAGACGCGUUUAACAGUGGAAAGACAAGGCCGCUAGAAUGGAGGAUCAAGCAAAUAAAACAGCUUAUGCGUAUGCUGACGGAAAACUCGUCAGAAAUAGUAGCAGCCCUGGCGUCAGAUCUGCACAGGUGCAAGUUUGAAACGUUCGCAUUGGAAAUUGAUUAUACAAUUCAAGAGAUUAAAUACAUGCUCAUGAAUAUUAAAGAAUGGUCGGCAACAGAGAAGCCGCCCAAGUCACUGGCGAACUUUUUCGAUGGAGUGGAAAUCCGAAAAGAUCCUUAUGGAGUUGUAUUAGUUAUGGGUGCGUGGAAUUAUCCUGUUCAACUGAAUUUACUACCUAUGAUGGGCGCGAUCGCAGCUGGAAACUGCGUGAUUGUGAAACCUUCCGAGAUUGCAACGGCUACAGCGAAAUAUUUGUACGAGACCAUUCCGAAAUAUUUAGAUACGGAUUGUUGCCGUGUAAUAAUGGGAGGAGUAUCAGAAACGACAGAGCUACUCAAGCAACGUUUUGAUUAUAUUUUUUAUACUGGAUCCUCUACAAUUGGAAAAAUUGUACGGAAAGCUGCUAAUGAGUUUCUCACACCCGUUACAUUAGAGUUGGGUGGAAAGAGCCCCGUGUACAUAGAUAACACAGUGGAUAUGGCAAUGGCAGCGAAACGCAUUUUGUGGGGUAAAUGCGUCAACGUUGGUCAAACGUGUAUCGCGCCCGAUUAUAUGUUAUGCACACCCGAGGUACAGAGCAAAUUUAUCGAGGAAGCUAAAAAGAUUUUACAGGAAUGGUACGGUGACAAUCCACGGGAAAAUCCUGACUUGGCACGCAUUAUUACAGACAAACAUUAUCAGCGACUUGUCAAUUAUAUAAACGAUAAAACCAAGAUUGCUAUCGGUGGCGACGUAAAUCCUGCGGAAAAGUUUAUUUCGCCUACAAUACUUACUGAUGUCAAAUCAACGGAUUCCAUCAUGCAGGAAGAGAUAUUUGGGCCGAUAUUACCUAUAAUAAACGUUAAUAAUGCUUACGAAGCAAUUAACUUCAUCAACAGUCGUGAAAGCCCACUUGUACUGUACGUAUUUUCUACGAGCAAGAGAGUACAAGAUCUAAUUAUAGACCAAGUCAGCAGCGGAGCCGUGUGCGUCAACGACACGUUAUUGCAAUAUACCGUUGAGACUUUACCCUUUGGAGGAGUAGGAUAUUCUGGUAUGGGAGCCUACCAUGGAAAAUUCACGUUCGAUACAUUCACACAUAAGAAAGGUUGUUUGAUUCGGAAUUACAAUAAAGUUGCGGAAAUUUUGGCCAAAUCCCGUUUUCCACCCUAUUCCGACGAAAAUUUGAAGAUACUUAGACGUUUACUCGAAAGAAGACCUAGUUUGCCUAUUAUAAAGUAUUUACCAUAUAUACUUAUGUUCGGUCUCGGGGUACUCGCCACAGUUGGAUUUAAAGCUGCAAUGAAGGAAUUUAAUUACUCGGAGAAGCAGUUGUAACGCAGCCGACCACGCAGCACCUUCAAAUGCAUCUAUAAAUGCAUUUUGUCAAUUUACACAACACAAUUAAUUGCUACAUUCUUUACUCACCUUUUAUAACUCAAUGGAAAUUGUAAAAAUUUUUGUACAAUGUUUUUGGUUUUAUAUAUUGUUUAUACCCUAUUAAAUAAGUAGAUGUUUUACCGCA
Messenger RNA from Temnothorax curvispinosus, 2023 nucleotides. It is a transcript of the gene Aldh-III, whose product is annotated as aldehyde dehydrogenase, dimeric NADP-preferring. Gene Ontology annotation, cellular component: cytoplasm. The transcript has 12 exons. Gene Ontology annotation, molecular function: aldehyde dehydrogenase (NAD+) activity. Bases 220 to 1836 code for a protein of 538 amino acids. Gene Ontology annotation, biological process: aldehyde metabolic process. The record is from RefSeq and is a predicted model, not a curated record. NCBI's taxonomy places the organism in Eukaryota, Metazoa, Arthropoda, Insecta, Hymenoptera, Formicidae.